Molecule: messenger RNA, 842 nt
Organism: Rhodamnia argentea
Lineage: Eukaryota; Viridiplantae; Streptophyta; Magnoliopsida; Myrtales; Myrtaceae
Product: non-classical arabinogalactan protein 31-like
Exons: 2
Coding region: 51-692 (213 amino acids)
Source: RefSeq, a predicted model, not a curated record
ACUUCAGCCUCUCUCCAAAAACCCUCGAGAAACACAGAAAAGCAGAAGCCAUGGAUUCUGUUCCAUGCAAGGCUUUUCUGCUUGUUCAGCUCUUGUUCCUACUCAGCUGCUUCCAAGAAGCCUCCUGUGUUUUCCCCAGCCCCCCGGUUCACCCUCCGACCUGGCACGACCACGGCCACCCCCUUGAUCACUCCCCGAGCCCCGCACCUUCCCUCGCUCCCUUCCAUCCUCCGGGUCACCCCCCAAUUAAACCGCCGGCCCAACCGCCUGUCAAACCUCCAGUCUACAACCCUCUUUGGAGGAAGUUCAUAGCCGUUCAAGGCGUCGUUUAUUGCAAGUCCUGCAAAGAAACCCUCGACGGCAGCGACAAACCCAUUUUUGGUGCCCAAGUGAAGCUCCUGUGCAAGAACACCAGGUACUCAGCGGCGGUAGCGACCGCAACGACCGACAAGAAUGGCUACUUCUUCCUCCAAGCGCCCAAGACCGUCACAAGCUUCGCCUCCCACAAGUGCAAGGCCUAUUUGGUCUCAUCUCCAAUCUCCUCAUGCAGUCAACCAUCCAACCUCAACGGCGGAGUGACCGGCGCCACCUUGAGGUGGGAGAUGUGGCCCUCGAUCAAGUACCCAUUCAUACUCUACUCGGUCGGACCGUUCGCAUUCAAGCCCAAGUGCAAAGCCCCGGGUCCCAAAUGAUCUCCCCAUCGUGUGUCACCGUAGCUUCUAUUGUUGUUGAGUGUCAUCCGUGAUUCGAGUCUCAUGAUAAAGGUUGUACUUGUGCUUGUAGUAUUUGUUGGUCGGUUUAUUUGAGUGACAAUAAAUGAUAUAAAGGAGUGGGUGUCCCCC